This is a messenger RNA of Capsicum annuum, 1198 nucleotides long. RefSeq names its product protein trichome birefringence-like 42. The transcript is spliced from 5 exons. Gene Ontology annotation, molecular function: O-acetyltransferase activity. Gene Ontology annotation, cellular component: Golgi apparatus. Bases 91 to 1146 code for a protein of 351 amino acids. The record is from RefSeq and is a predicted model, not a curated record. Lineage: Eukaryota; Viridiplantae; Streptophyta; Magnoliopsida; Solanales; Solanaceae.
CUUCACAACUGUCAUCCAAAAUCUACAUUGCCAAACGCUAUAAAUUUUUUUAUUUUUUUUUUCUCAUUUUUACACCUCACAAUUUUCACCAUGUUUACUAAAACAAGAACCAAAAGUUGCUACCUUUUUCUUGUUUUUUCAACUUUAUUAACAGUUUUUUGUGAAGAAAAAAUUUUUGGGAGGUGUAAUUUAUUUGAAGGAAGUUGGAUUUUUGAUGAUUAUUAUCCAAUUUAUGAUUCAUUGUUGUGUCCAUUUAUAGACCAAGGUCUAAAUUGCAUUAGAAAUGGAAGAAGUGAUAAACUUUAUCUCAAGUAUAGAUGGCAGCCUACUGAUUGUGACCUCCCUAGGUUCAAUGGUGAAGAUUUCUUGAAAAAAUUCAGAGGCAAAAACUUCAUGUUUGUGGGAGAUUCCUUGAGCAAUAACCAGUGGCAAUCACUAGCAUGCAUGCUUCAUGCUUCGGUUCCGAAUUCUACUUACACAUUUGUCAUAACGAGGAACCGUUCCGUUCUCUCGUUUCCGGAGUUUGAGUUCACAGUCACAUUCUUGAAAGACGGAUUUCUCGUUGACCUAGUGGUCGAGGAAGCUGGACGAGUAAUCAAGCUCGACUCUCUCAGCAGGAGUGAACAGUGGAAAGGAGUUGAUUUCUUAAUCUUCAACAGCUACCAUUGGUGGAUACACACUGGCAGACUACAAACAUGGGACUAUUUUCAAGUCGGUGACAAACUCUACAAGGAGAUGAACCAUAUGGAAGCUUACAAGAUUGCUUUAACUACUUGGGCUAAUUGGAUUGAUUCUAGCGUUGAUCCUGCUGUGACUAAAGUGUUCUUCCAAGGAAUUUCUGCUGUUCAUUAUCACGGCCAGGAUUGGAAUGAACCAACGGCGAAGGACUGCAGCGGACAAACAAAGCCGAUAGAGGGUUCAACUUAUCCAGGUGAAAGAUAUGCAGGAGAAGCAGUGGUGAAGAGUGUCCUAAGUAACAUGACAAAGCCUGUAAAUUUACUUGACAUUGCACUGCUUACACAGCUACGAAAAGAUGGACACCCCGCGAGAUUUGCCGGUGGCGCGACGGACUGCAGCCACUGGUGUGUAGGUGGUGUUCCAGAUGCUUGGAAUGAACUGUUGUAUGCAAUGCUGCUGCAGAAAUAAUUUUUGAAUCUAGUGUACUUAUAAAUGAAAGCUGAUGGCUAGUUGGCUUUUA